Molecule: messenger RNA, 1368 nt
Organism: Penicillium cosmopolitanum
Lineage: Eukaryota; Fungi; Ascomycota; Eurotiomycetes; Eurotiales; Aspergillaceae
Product: Nur1/Mug154 family protein
Exons: 2
Coding region: 1-1368 (455 amino acids)
Biological process (GO): maintenance of rDNA; regulation of exit from mitosis
Source: RefSeq, a predicted model, not a curated record
AUGCCUCGCCUUGUACGUCGUCGCCCGCUUGGGGAGCGCAUCCGCAGCUGGUUGAACCCUUGGGACUUUUUGCUUUGGGCAUCUGAAACGAUCGAGGGUUAUGAUUUGGAUGAACUGGAAAAGGACUGGGGCCUAGUCAUUGGAAUCACGCUGAAUGUGGUAUUCCUUGUGGCACGUGCAAAUGCACGCUCAAGUGGCAGAAAAGCCAUCGACGAUGUUUUUGGUGAAGAGGAGGGCGUUCCUUGGCUGAGCUGGUUGGCAUCAUCCAUUGUCUCCUUCCUCGCCAUUUCAUCAGCACUGAACGCCUUCUACACCUUUUAUCGCAAGCGACACUAUCGCAUGUUUGAGAAUCCCAUAGACCAGGCCCCGGCGACUUCAUCGGCCCAACGUGUACGAGUUGACUCGAGUCCGAUGACCGCGUCCCCUCUCCGAUAUUUGGCCAACGCGAUGUCUACCGAGUCUGCCCAGUCGAGAGCACACCCCGAUGCGCAAAGAGAUGUAUGGGAGGUCGCAAUGUGGGAUCCUUUGCCAAUCAGCACUCGGCUUUUCUGCCUAUUCAGCCCUGGACAUGUCCUUGUCUACAUGCUUUUCCUACCCACCCAGCUGUCUGAUCAACGACCUAGCGUGACUAUUGUCACCACCGCCUUCCUUGCAGCCCUCCUCUCAGUCCAAAUGUCCUUCCUUUCGGUGUCAUAUACACAACAAGCAAAGGACUCGGCAUUGGUACACAAGGAGGUCUUGAAAGAAUACGAUAACAAAUAUGUUCAUCCCCGAACCAGACCUUUGAUGAGAGAUGUUGGAACUCAAUUUGCCGAUGUCGAUGCGGCCAAAUCUACUCCCGACGUGCCGAAUGAGGUCGAUACUUACACCCCAGCAUUUAUCAUCAACCGGGGAUUUAAGACUAGUCCAAACCCGAACUAUGUCAGACAUGUCGACCCAGAAGGGUUCUCUCCUCGGCGACCCGCAGCUCCAUCUGCCUCGGGUGGUCCAUCCAUCUUCCAAUCUCGCCCACCGAUGCAGACUCCCGUUAUAUCGCGUGACCAGUCUCCAUUAGUACGAACGGGGGGAACGGGUAUGCGCCAGCCGCAAUUUCGACAACCCACGACCAGUACAGGCGAUGGAGGGAACCUCGGGGUGUACUCGCACGCCAAUUCACCCUUAAGGAAGUCAGCGUCUACUUCAUUUGACCGUCGCCUCCAGAGGGAUGGCGAUUUUUUCUACAGAGAACAAGGCACAAGCCCCUUGAAAAAGCCGUCCAGUCCACUCAAGCGCAUUAGUGCGGCAGGGUCUAAUAGUCCCUCUGUGAGCGGAGGCAGUAGGCCAGGUUCAAGUAGUCUCGGGACUCGUCGAGAAACGGGCCGAUUCUAA